Messenger RNA from Effrenium voratum, 579 nucleotides. NCBI's taxonomy places the organism in Eukaryota, Dinophyceae, Suessiales, Symbiodiniaceae. The record is from the annotation of a GenBank genome assembly.
AUGUCCGGGGCCAUGGAGCUGUCGGGUCUGCCGAAGCACCCGGUGAGGAAUCCCAAGCUGGAGCAGUACGCCACGGACGGCGACAUUGCGGCUCGCUGGCUGAUGGGCAUCGAUGCGCAGGAUCCGUUUGAAGAGCUUGACGAGGUCUGCGACCUGGGGGCGGGCAACGGCAUCCUGGGGCUGGGCGCCCUGCUGCUGGGCGCGCCCAGGUGCGUCUUCCUGGAGGUGGAUGCCCUGGCAUGCGCUGCGCUGGAGGACGGCCUGGCGGACCAGGGCCUCCAGGCGCGGGCGCGGGUGCUGCAGCGGGACGUCGCCCAGGCGGACGCCGUUGGCCGCUGCGCGCUGGUGAUCUCGAAUCCUCCCUGGGGCCAGCAACGCCGCUCCGCGGACCGGCCCUUCCUGGAGGCGUCGAUCAGCAUCGCACAGCAGGCAGUGCACCUGAUGCACAGCUCCGGCGCCGCUCACAUCGAGCCCUGGGCGGAGGACAUGGGAUGGGAUGCCCAGCGCUGGCGCCGCGCUCAGCUCGGCCGACAUGAGCGCUGCGGUGGUUUGCUUUGGUCGCCCUUCGGGUUGAUUUAG